Anguilla anguilla (European eel) is the source of this 1498-nucleotide messenger RNA. Its product is annotated as rhombotin-1-like. Gene Ontology annotation, cellular component: nucleus. The transcript is spliced from 4 exons. The coding region runs from base 839 to 1309 and encodes 156 amino acids. Gene Ontology annotation, molecular function: DNA-binding transcription factor binding; transcription coactivator activity. The record is from RefSeq and is a predicted model, not a curated record. Gene Ontology annotation, biological process: positive regulation of transcription by RNA polymerase II. Lineage: Eukaryota; Metazoa; Chordata; Actinopteri; Anguilliformes; Anguillidae.
CACUUUCCCUUCGCUGUGCUGCUGUUGUGUUUUGUCAGAAUUAAUGAGAAAAGUUCCCGUGCCCAAGGGGUAAUUAGUGUCCUUGGAGUUAAAUAAGCUAAUACUUAGACACCUCUGGCACAAACAAUUAUGUUUGUGUAUUGAAUAAUUGAUUCAAAGAGGGGGGGAAGGGCUUGCUAAUCAGAUCUGGGCAUAAUGAAUUGAUUUAAUUAACAGGGGAAUCCGCGGGUCUCCGGUAACUGCGCGCAUUUAUUCAGCGGCGGAGGAGAGCACAGCACAUAAAUUGCAAGAGAUGCUAGCGAGAGAGUAUGCUUUUAGCACUUGUCAGGUCUGACAUCGGAUUUUUGAAUACAGUCGCACUUCUGGAGCAAAUUAAAGCGGAAGAAACACUUUGUUGGGAAGAAAGCUUUCCGGUCAAAAGCAAUCUGCUUCUGAUCCGCUGAACACAGUAACGCGCCACGAGCAAAUCGAAUGAAUUUAUUAAUAUUAUUUUUUUCAUUCUUUAUUUUCAACGCAAGAAGAUGCUGGCGGAACAACGUUGUUUUGAUAUUGUAAAUUGCCGUUUAAUUUGUGUCCUAGGAAGCUUAUUUUGAGAGCAAAGGAACAGGCACGAACUGAGCAAGGGAAGCGAAUUUUAAGACAUUUAGUAAGAAAAUAAGUCAACCUACAUUCAUUGUGCAUGGGUUCCUCUAUUGAAUAACCACACAGUUCAGCUUGCAACAGAGCGAUUUGGUUAUCAUCGCAAGGUAUUUUCGAAAGAAAGUAGUAGAGCGGGUGGUGAAAGCUGCUGGAGCCGAGAACGGAUCGCCCAGAGCCGGACUCCUCGUUCUUUGGGACGAUGGUGCUGGACAAGGAAGAAGCAGGGGUGCCCAUGCUGUCGCUGCAGCCCAAGGGGAAGCAGAAGGGGUGCGCCGGCUGCAACCGAAAGAUCAAAGACCGCUACCUGCUCAAGGCGCUGGACAAGUACUGGCACGAGGACUGCCUCAAGUGCGCCUGCUGCGACUGCCGCCUGGGCGAGGUGGGCUCCACCCUCUACACCAAGGCCAACCUCAUCCUCUGCCGCAGGGACUACCUGAGGCUCUUUGGUACGACGGGUAACUGCGCAGCCUGCAGUAAACUGAUCCCAGCCUUUGAAAUGGUGAUGAGAGCCAGAGAUAAUGUUUACCACUUGGACUGCUUUGCCUGCCAGCUUUGUAACCAGAGGUUCUGCGUCGGGGACAAGUUUUUCCUCAAGAACAACAUGAUUCUGUGUCAGAUGGACUAUGAGGAGGGCCAGCUGAACGGCAGCUUUGACACGCAGGUCCAAUAGCGCGCGCUCCCACCGGACCGGCGUCUCACCGCACCGAGCCAAGGGCGCCCGGCCGUCUGCCUGCAAUACUUUUUAACCCUUUACCUGCCCCCUCACGGUACCUGGACUCUUAUUUUUGGCAGUUCCACGUUUCUAAUGUACAGUUGUGCCUGCUUAGCUGAACACUGUUGCUGUAUGUUUGUGAUGUUU